CAGAAAGGAACGCUGCAGUGGCGCGGAAGAUGAGUAGAGGGGGCACUGCCGGCAGGCUGCUACAGAAGCGGAAGACACUUCCCCCCUCCAUGCUGCUGCAAUACCAGGCAGGCUCAAGGCAGCAAGAUGUGGCAAAGAAGCCUUCUGCCAGCGUGCUCCCGCCGUGUGCAGGCAGCUCCCACGGGAGAAAGCAAGCAGGACAGAAGGAACCAUCUACUCCUGCCCAGACCAGCACUGCACUCCCUGCGACAGAGGACUCUAAGAGAGUGCUGCAGGAGCUCCGGGAAGUGUCUGCCCUGUGGAAUGAAGCAGACCGCACGUGGCCCGUGUACCAGCAGCAGGUAGAGCAAACGCGGGCAGAAAAGAGCGGCAUGGGAAGGCUGGAGUGCAGGGAGGACCAGCCUCCACUGCAGCGGUUUGCCAGUGCGAGCGUGUGGGCUCCGCGUCCUCCAGCCCAGCCCCGGGGACAGCAAGUGAGGAGGAGGUGGAGGAAGGAUGUGGAUCCUCCGCCGGGAAGUAAAAUGGGAACAGCGACCAAGCUGGCACUGCAUGCCGACCUCCUCUCCCCGCGAGCAGCUCAGGUGCUCCAAAGGUUGGAGCCCCACCUCCAUCAGCAAGAGGCUUUUGCUGACACCGCGGAAAGAAACCGGCAGAAGCUGGAGCUGAAGCGGCAGCUCCCCUGUGCUCGAUGCUCGUACCGCUCCAGAGGGGAAGGUGCUGGCAACAGUGUGACGGCUGGAGCUGUCGGCAAGGGGGCUGGGAAGCUGUCCGGAUUUCCACCUGUGAAUGGCAAAUCGUAG
This is a messenger RNA of Gallus gallus (chicken), 800 nucleotides long. RefSeq lists its product as uncharacterized. Bases 30 to 800 code for a protein of 256 amino acids. The transcript is spliced from 7 exons. The record is from RefSeq and is a predicted model, not a curated record. Lineage: Eukaryota; Metazoa; Chordata; Aves; Galliformes; Phasianidae.